Messenger RNA from Aplysia californica (California sea hare), 1951 nucleotides. Its product is annotated as zinc finger protein 622. The transcript has 9 exons. Gene Ontology annotation, cellular component: preribosome, large subunit precursor. The coding region runs from base 231 to 1352 and encodes 373 amino acids. Gene Ontology annotation, biological process: ribosomal large subunit biogenesis. The record is from RefSeq and is a predicted model, not a curated record. NCBI's taxonomy places the organism in Eukaryota, Metazoa, Mollusca, Gastropoda, Aplysiida, Aplysiidae. Gene Ontology annotation, molecular function: nucleic acid binding; zinc ion binding.
AGCAAGCCUUGUGGACACUUGUGUGUGAUGGUGUGUGUGGUUCAGUCCGCCAGUGUGAGUUUUUUUUUACUUGCCUAGCCUAGAUGUGAGAGUGUUAAUUACUGACGACUCCUUCUUUACCCCUGGUUUUUUGAGAAGGCUGUCUUUCUCCCCUUUGACUGGAGACCAAACCCCUGAACUGACUGUGAACUGUGAAAGAAAAGAUUUUGAUCCACUUGUCAAGGGUCAAGAUGUCGUCAAUAACUUGUUUAGCAUGCAAUGUUGGAUUUGAUGAUGUUGAUCUGGGGCGACUGCACUACAAAACGGACUGGCACCGUUAUAAUCUGAAGAGAAAAGUGGCUAACUUUGUUCCAGUGACACUGGAAAAGUUCCAGGAACGUUUGUCUCUUCAGGAAAAACAGGAACAAGAGAGUGCAAGUUCUCAAGAGACUUGCUUUUGCAAACCUUGCAACAAAGUCUUCAGUACUUCAAAUGCAUAUGAAAACCACAUUCAAUCGAAGAAACACAAAGAUGUACUCUCUGGAAAAGAGGAUAAUAAGAAAAGAAAAUCCAAGCGUGGUGGAAAGCAGCAGGCAACGAAACAGCAAGGCCAGGUGAAACCUGAGCCACCAGUAGAAGAAGCUAUGUCUGAAGGAGAUGAUGACUGCGAUGCAGAGUCCUGGGACAGCUAUGAGGAAGAUACUCUGGGCAUUGAAGAGUGUUUGUUUUGCUCUUUCUUGAGUUCCAGUCUAGAAAACAAUGUGAACCAUAUGACAUCUGCUCAUGGCUUCUUCUUGCCGGAUGCAGAGUACAUCAGUGACUUGGAAGGUCUCAUCACGUACCUCGGAGAAAAAGUUGGUGCUGGAAAAGUGUGUCUUUGGUGCAAUGAUAAGGGUAAACGGUUUCACAACACGAAAGAUGUUCAGAGACACAUGGUGGAUAAAGGUCAUUGUAAAAUGCUCCAUGAUGGCAAUGUGGUGUUUGAGUAUGCAGACUUUUAUGAUUACACACCAAGUUACCCUGAUGGGGCAGAUCCGGAGACAAAUCCAGAUGAAGUGAUCAACCCUGAAGAACUUGAAACUGACGGUUUCUCCCUUACUCUUCCGUCUGGUGCACAGGUGGGGCACAGAUCCCUGAUGAGAUACUACCAGCAGAACUUGGUUCCCCACACACGAGAUGGAACAAAGAAAGUUCUUCCCAAGAUGCUGGCUUAUUACAAAGCUCUGGGAUGGACAGGAACCACAGGGACUCAAGUUGCACAACGGGUGAAAGACGUUCAGUACAUGCAACGACUGCGGACACGCUACCACAUGCGUCUCGGCGUCAAAGCAAACAACUUCCGCCAUCGCUUCAGGGAUCCUAAUGGGCCUUGAGGAAAAGAAUGUCUGGGAAUCAUUGUUUGUUGCUGUUAAGUUUUAAUGAUUGGCUGUUUUUAUUUUCUACAUGAAACCAAUUUAUGGCUGCUAUUUAUUUUCAUGGGAAGGUUUUGGUGCAUUUAUCCUUAUUUGUGAGGGUUGCUUUCAGAGGCAAAGGCAAGCACUAACAGAUUCUAGUAUUUUUUCUGAUCACGGCCUUGGUGCCUUAAAACAUGAAUGCUGUGACAUUUAAGGAUCAUGUAAACAACACAUACAAAUACAUUUUUAAUUUUCGUCAAAAAUGUCUCCACGACGACCAUCUGGAACUUUAAAAAAAUUUAGUUCACAUUUUCUCUUUUCAAAGAAAACUAUUCCAGAUUUGCAGUGUACAUACUUUACCUUUACAGCAGUCAGUUAUUUUUUACCUGUACUUGCCCUCAGCUGUUGAUUAUUUUUGCUUAAACUACACUGACACAAGGUAAUGUCAGAAAAACAGUCAUAAAACACACCCCACUGAAGCUAGAAAAUUGUAUCAUACAUCAUAUUAACCACAAAUUGAUGAAGAAUUUUAAAAAAACACAUAUAAGAGUUGGAAAUAAAUUUUCCACUCACAUUUA